UGCCGCGGACGUGGCACAUCCGCUGAGCGGUCAGUUCCCCAGAACCUGCCCGUGACCAUGGAGGCCAGGAUGUUCUGGCUGCUGGUGGUGGUGCUGGCCUUGGCGUCCUUCAGCUCUGCCGGGGAGUAUGUGGGCCUGUCGGCGAACCAGUGUGCCGUCCCUGCCAAGGACAGGGUGGACUGCGGCUACCCCCAGGUCACCCCCCAGCAGUGCAACAACCGGGGCUGCUGCUUCGACUCCAGCAUCCCCGGGGUGCCCUGGUGCUUCAAGCCCCUGCAGGAAACAGAAUGCACCUUCUGAAGUGACCAGGCUGCUUGGACACCUGGGAGGGGCCCUUCGGCACUCAGCGCCUGCCCGGGACGCUGCCCGGGGCUCAUCGCUUCUGCUUUUCUCUCACCUGCUCCUGGCAAGGCUGCGCGGAGAGCUGAUGCCCAGGGCCUGAUGUCUUAAUAAAGAUCCGUGCUCAGCAUAAGGACAGGUCAUUUCUGAGACGUUAA
This is a messenger RNA of Phacochoerus africanus (Common warthog), 497 nucleotides long. It is a transcript of the gene TFF3, whose product is annotated as trefoil factor 3. Gene Ontology annotation, biological process: maintenance of gastrointestinal epithelium. The record is from RefSeq and is a predicted model, not a curated record. NCBI's taxonomy places the organism in Eukaryota, Metazoa, Chordata, Mammalia, Artiodactyla, Suidae. The transcript has 3 exons. Bases 58 to 300 code for a protein of 80 amino acids.